This is a messenger RNA of Rotaria sordida, 828 nucleotides long. NCBI's taxonomy places the organism in Eukaryota, Metazoa, Rotifera, Eurotatoria, Philodinida, Philodinidae. The record is from the annotation of a GenBank genome assembly.
AUGGAAGUACGAUCACAAUUGAAUCCAGCAUCUGAUCUUCAUAUAAUUCAUUUGAAACAGAAGAUACCAGAAGAAGUUCUACUCGAACCUCCAUUCGAAGAUGCACUUCUUUAUCCAAAAACAAACACACGAGUCAAGUCUUCAUGUGAAAUUCUCGAACAAGCUACGCUCGUAGCUCGAUUUACAUUCGAUAAUGCUACAACACCAUUUCUCGAUUCUGGACCUAAUUUGACACCAGCUAAUGCUUUCUCUUAUUCACUCGUACCAGGUCCUAAAUCUUCAACAGCAAUCUCAUUCAGUGGUUCAAAUAGAUCGUAUUUUCAAGCAGUUGGCUUCACUACUCUUAGUCUUUCUAAUCAUGAAUUUUCUAUUGCAAUGUGGAUCAAACCUCAAUCACAAUCGGGCACAAUCAUUCAUAUUUCAACUGCAUCAAAUGGUACUGGUGCUGGUUGCAUGCCAUUCAUGGGUUUGGCUACUAAUGAACUUCUUGUCGUACAAAUUCCCAUUUCUAAAAGUGUUUCAUUAUUAUCAUCGCCUAUCACUUUGAAUGUCUGGUCACAUAUUGUAAAAACAUGGAGUCCAGCAUCUGGCUUACGUCUUUAUGUAAAUAAUGUCAUGGUAUCUUCAUUACCUACAGCGAAUUUGUUUUUACCUUAUAGUCAGUCACCGGUAUAUGUGACAUUGGGCAAUGGUCUUCCGGCUUCAGUGAGUUGUAGACAAGGAAUACUUAACUCUACGAUUCCAUUCACUGGUGCUAUCGAUGAUUUUCGAGUAUAUAAUCGAGAACUAACAGCCAGCGAUAUAUGUGCAAUCUAUUCUAGUUCCUGA